Molecule: messenger RNA, 2853 nt
Organism: Emys orbicularis (European pond turtle)
Lineage: Eukaryota; Metazoa; Chordata; Testudines; Emydidae
Product: toll-like receptor 13
Exons: 2
Coding region: 1-2853 (950 amino acids)
Biological process (GO): toll-like receptor signaling pathway; immune response; inflammatory response
Cellular component (GO): plasma membrane
Molecular function (GO): transmembrane signaling receptor activity; protein binding
Source: RefSeq, a predicted model, not a curated record
AUGCCCCAGCCCCUGGCCCUGCCCCUCUGGCUCCUUGCAGUCGCUGCCUGUGCCCGCUGUGCCGGCGCCUUCGGCUUCACCUGGUGCCUGCUGCCCUACGAGCUGCCAGGCUACGCCAGCUGCGCCGGGCGCGGCAUCACCCAGCUGGGCCCGGCCAUCGCCCCGCUGCCCAACUCCACCCUCUGGCUCAACGCCUCCCAGAACGCCCUGCAGGGCCUGGCGCCCGCCACCUUCGCCCACCUGCCCCGCCUGCGGGAGCUGCGGCUCGACCGCAACCGCAUCCGUGCCCUGCAGACCGGCGCCUUCCAGGGCCUGCGGGAGCUGGAGCUACUGGACCUCAGCCAGAACCGGCUGGCGGCCCUGGGCCCCACGGCGCUGGCGGAGCUGACGGGCCUGCGGGUGCUGCUUCUGGGGGGCAACGCCCUGGCCGCCCUCCACCCCACCGCCCUGGCGGCCCAGCCCAGCCUGCAGGAGCUCCACCUGCCCCACAACCAGCUCUCCCGGCUCCAGGAGGUGGCCACGGCCGCCGGGAAAUUGGCCAACCUCUCCAUCCUCGACCUGGACUCCAACCGGAUCUCCGCCCCAUGCCCCGGCCCUGGCCUGCUCUCCAUGCCCUUCCUGCGGGACCUCAACCUGCGGAACAACAGCAUCGCCUGGCUGGACCUCGCUCGCUGCUCCCUGCCCGGCCUGCGCUCGCUCAACCUGACCCGCAACAACAUGAGCCGGCUGGCGGCUGGUUCCUUCCGCGCCGCGCCCGGCCUGGAGAAGCUGAGUUUGGACGAAAACCCCCUCAACAUCUCCCAUCUUCUGGGCCUGCCAUUGCCCAACCUUACAGCCCUGCACUGGUCCAGCAUGCGCCCGGCGCUGGACUCGGACCUGGGGCUGGCCUGCCAGGUCCUGGAGAGCUUGCCGGCGCUGACCAGCCUGGACAUCAAACACUCCAAGGUCCCGCCAUCCCGGCUGGCCCAACUGGGCGCCUGCACCAACCUAACCUGGCUGGACCUGUCCACCACCCCGCUGAGCCGGCUUCAGGGGGGCGUCUUCCGCUUGUUCCCCCACCUGGAGUCCCUCUCGCUGGACAAGUGCAAGGUCCAGGAGCUGAAGCAGAGUGCCUGGGGCGGGUCGCUGCCCCGGCUCCGGGUCCUCGUCCUGCGGCGCAACCACCUCACCAAGCUGGAAGACGGCAUCUUCCGGCCCCUCAGCGCCUUGACCCACCUGGACCUGUCCAGGAACCGCCUGACCUACCUCUACAAGGGGACCUUUCUGGGCAUGGCCUCCCUGAGGACCCUGCUGCUGCAGGGCUGCCAGCUGGCAUCUGUCACCCGUGACACCUUGGUCUACGCCCGCAAGGUGGAGACCCUGGACCUGAGCGACAACAACCUCAGGUACAUCAAGGCGUCCGCCUUCCAGAGCCUCCACCAUCUCCACACCUUGCUGCUCUCCAGCAACCGCAUCCUCACCCUCCAGAAAUGGGCCUUCAAGGGGCUCACCUCCCUCCGCCACCUCUCGCUGGCCCAGAACGGUCUCUACAAACUCUCCCAGGGCUCCUUCUUGGGCCUGAAGGCCCUGGAGACCCUGGACCUCAGCCGCAACCGCCUCCUGGCCUACAGCAAGUAUGACUCGCCUGCCCCCUUCGCCGGCCUGCCGGCCCUGCGGGGCCUGGAUCUCAGCUCGCAGGAGGCCCGGCCCCCCGUCGGGCUGCCCUCCCAACUCUUCCAAGGGCUGGGGAACCUCCAGGAGCUCAACCUGAGGGACAACCCUGGCGGCAUCUUCCUCAACCUCUCGCUGGCUCCCUUGGCUGGCCUCCUCUCCCUGGAUCUCUCCAACAUCUACCCCAGCCGGGAAGGGCUCUUCAGCCUCUGCCCGGGGCUCUUCCGAGGCCUGGGCAGCCUCCGGUGGCUCAGGCUGGACGGCAGCUCCCUCCGGGACCUGCCCGGCGAGGUCUUCUCCAGCCUGGUCUCCCUGGAGUGGCUCUCGCUGCGGGAGAACGGGCUGCGCAACAUGAGCUGGGCCCCGCUGGCCGGCCUGCCCACGUUGCGCUUCCUGGACGUGGCCGGGAACCCCUUGGCCUGCUCCUGCGAGAACGCCUGGUUCCAGAACUGGUCGGCGGCGGAGCCGGGGGUCCAGGUGGCCCUGCUGGGCUCCUACCUCUGCCUGGGGCCCGGCGUGAGCGAGGGGCUCUUCCAAGCCCACGAUCUCUCCUUCUGCUGGGCGGACCUGGGCGUCGUCUUCUUCGCGGGAUCGUUCGCCGCCACCUUCCUGAUGCUGGCAGGGUCCCUGGCCGGGGCUAAGCUGGGCUGGACCCUGCGCUACGGCUACUACCUGCUGCGGGCCUGGGGCCGGGGCCGGCUGCGGCGGGACCGGCGGGGCUACCAGUACGACGCCUACGUCUCCUGCUGCGCCGAGGACGAGGCCUGGGUGGUGCAGACGCUGCUGGCCAAGCUGGAGGAGGAAGGGCAGCCCCGGUUCCGGCUCUGCUUCGGGCCCCGCGACUUCGCCCCCGGGGCCUAUUACCUGGACAACGUGCAGCGCGGGGUGAGCAGCAGCCGCAAGGCCCUGUGCCUGCUGAGCGCCCGCGCCCUGGAGAGCGAGUGGUGCUCGCUGGAGAUCCAGCUGGCCUGCGCCCGCACCUACUACCAGGGCCACGACCCGCUGGUCGUCGUCUUCCUCCAGGACAUCCCCAGCUACCGCCUCUCCCCCUACCACCGCCUGCGGAAGCUGGUGAAGCAGCGUAGCUACCUGCAGUGGCCGGAGCAGCCCGAGGCCCAGGACGUGUUCUGGACCCAGCUGCGGGAGGCCCUGGGGGACGGCCGGGAAGCCGCGGGGAUGGUUCAGUUCAACGUGGUCGAGUAA